CCCGGUGCGGGCGGCCCCCGCCAGCCCCUGCAGCUCCCGAGCAGGGGCUGGGAGCCGGGGCGGGGCUGGGCUGGUGGCUCGACCCGGCGGUCGCGCCGGCCUCCGACCCUGAUCUCAGGCGGCGGCGGCGGCGGCGGGCAGGAGAAGGAUGCUGUAGCCAUUAUAGUGCUGGCCGGAUUUUGAAGCACCCACCUUUUUUAUUUUUUCCUAUUCUGCCACAGACUUCCUCAGUGAAGUUAGGAUAAAUGGGUGUGUAUGAUUUUUCCCCUGAUCUAAAGUGGUUCCAUGUCUUGUUUGGACUGUUCCUGUAUUCUCCGUACACCAGUUGAAUCAAUCAGACCAGAAGAGCUAUCUCAGAGCAGCAUCCAUGAAUGCCUGGCUGAUUCUGAUCCAGCCUGGAUUCCCCCAUCUACAGGAAGGAAUGAAAUGGUAUUUUGCUCUUCUAAUGUCUCUCACUAUGAACUCCAGCUGGAAAUAGGAAGGAGGUUCAACAACUUAACCUCAGUCUACCUUGCACGGCAUACACCUACAGGCAUGCAAGUUGCUGUAAGGAUCACAGACCUAGAAAACUGCUCUGAAGAGCAUUUGAAAGCCUUACAGAAUGAAGUGGUUUUAUCCCACUUUUUCCAGCAUCCCAAUGUAAUGACACUUUGGACAGUGUUUACAGCUGGUAGUUGGCUUUGGGUCAUCUCCCCGUUCAUGGCCUAUGGUUCGGCUAGGCACCUAUUGAAGACUUACUUUCCUGAAGGAAUGAGUGAAGCUUUGAUAGGGAAUAUUCUAUUUGGUGCAAUCAGAGGAUUAAAUUACAUGCACCAGAAUGGCUACAUUCACAGGAAUAUUAAAGCUAGCCACAUUCUGAUUUCAGGGGAUGGACUGGUUUCUCUCUCUGGCUUAAACAACCUCUACAGUUUAGUUAACAAUGGACAAAAGUCAAAGGUGGUAUAUGAUUUUCCCCAGUUUAGUACAUCCGUUCUUCCUUGGCUGAGUCCUGAACUACUGAGACAGGAUUUGUCUGGGUAUAACAUGAAGUCUGACAUUUACAGUGUGGGAAUUACAGCAUGUGAAUUAGCCAACGGACAUGUUCCUUUUCAAGAUAUGCCUCGCACUCAGAUGCUGCUGCAAAAGCUGAAGGGUCCCACGUAUUGUCCUUGGGAUAUAAAUACCUUUCCCCAUGGGGAAUCCAGGAUGAAGAAUUCCAGAUCAGGUGUUGAUUCUGGAAUUGGUGAGAGCAUGACACGCACAAUGACCAGUGAAAGACUACAAAUUCCCUUUUCCAAAACAUUUUCACCUGCUUUCCACAACUUGGUAGAACUUUGCUUGCAACAGGACCCAGAGAAAAGGCCAUCAGCAAGCAGUUUGCUUUCGCAUACGUUCUUCAAACAGAUAAAAGAACAAACACAGAAUUCACUACUGUCUCUAUUACCACCUCCUAUUCAAAAUAACAGAUCAGAGUUCUUGGCCCUGCCCUCAACAGCAGUUGGGACUGAACUUGGACAUAUUACUGCAAAUCAAGAUGAUACAGACUGGGAAUUCUAAAUAAAUACCAAACAGUCAUACCUCUCCUGUGUUUCAAAAAAGGAAAAUGUGAUUUGUAUUUGCUGCUUAAGUUUGUAUGGUUAAAGUACAAUUAGACAAAGUAUACUUGAAAAUGCCAUUGAAGUGGCCAUAUUUCAUUAACUACUUCCUCUGCUGGCAUCAUGAAGUGCAGCGUGUCUCACUUUCUGACCAUAAGGAAAACUGUAUAGGGAAUGGCUGAAUGCUUACUUCCCUCUUCCAAAAUAUUUCUUAACAAGUGAGUUCUUGCUGUAAUCCUACUCUAUACUCUACUUUCAGCUCAUAUUGCUGCAGUCCAUUUGCCUUUCUGAAUUCAAGCUUGGGUUUUGUCUGUGACCUUACAUAAACAAUCUAUUUGUCUUUUCAUUAUCAUGCAAAUUAUUUUAGUAAGAAAUCCUUCACUUCCAAAUUAGUUUUUUAUGCAAAUAAAUGUUUCUCUUUUCACACA
Messenger RNA from Phalacrocorax carbo (great cormorant), 2002 nucleotides. The record is from RefSeq and is a predicted model, not a curated record. NCBI's taxonomy places the organism in Eukaryota, Metazoa, Chordata, Aves, Suliformes, Phalacrocoracidae.